AUGGCUGUGAGCCCAGCUUGGAGGACAUUGGCACUGAACCACGGCGGUGUCUUUCGGAAGGCCGGGAGAAGCAGUGGUCUUUCCUUGUGUCCCUGGGGCCGCUGUGCCUGGAGAGGGAAUGGGAGCUUUCUGGACCCUGAGGUGAAAGCCUUCUUGGAGGAGAACACUGAAGUCACCUGCAGUGGCAGCCUCACCCCUGAAAUCCGGUUGCGGCUUUUGACCCCCAGAUGCAAGUUUUGGUGGGAAAGAGCUGACCUGUGGCCCCACAGCGAUCCUUACUGGGCCAUCUACUGGCCAGGAGGCCAAGCCCUGUCUAGGUAUCUUUUGGAUAAUCCUGAUGUUGUCAGAAGAAAAUCUGUGUUAGAUCUCGGGAGUGGAUGUGGAGCUACGGCUAUCGCUGCUAAGAUGAGUGGGGCAUCGAGGAUCUUGGCCAACGACAUAGACCCUAUUGCAGGAAUGGCUAUCACACUGAAUUGUGAAUUGAACCAACUGAAACCUUUUCCCAUUUUAACCAAAAAUAUUUUGGAUUUGGAUUAUCUUGAUAAGUGGGACCUUGUUGUGCUUGGAGAUAUGUUUUAUGAUGAAGACCUUGCAGAUAGUCUUCAUCAAUGGCUGAAGGAUUGCUUUUGGACUCACAAAACUCAAGUACUGAUUGGUGACCCCGGCCGGCCCCAGUUCAGAGGACACAGCAUUCAGCAUCAGCUGCACAAAGUGGUAGAAUAUUCUCUUCCAGAACCUACUAGGCAGGAAAACAAUGGACUGACAACAAGCGCAGUGUGGGAUUUCCAGCCUUGA
Messenger RNA from Pipistrellus nathusii (Nathusius's pipistrelle), 795 nucleotides. NCBI's taxonomy places the organism in Eukaryota, Metazoa, Chordata, Mammalia, Chiroptera, Vespertilionidae. The record is from the annotation of a GenBank genome assembly.